This is a messenger RNA of Entelurus aequoreus (snake pipefish), 2087 nucleotides long. It is a transcript of the gene cep41, whose product is annotated as centrosomal protein 41. Gene Ontology annotation, biological process: protein polyglutamylation; cilium assembly. Lineage: Eukaryota; Metazoa; Chordata; Actinopteri; Syngnathiformes; Syngnathidae. The coding region runs from base 347 to 1420 and encodes 357 amino acids. Gene Ontology annotation, cellular component: ciliary basal body. The transcript has 12 exons. The record is from RefSeq and is a predicted model, not a curated record.
GUUACUUGCCUAUUUCUACUAAAACGCGUUACUAAAACACGGUGAAUGUACAUUUGUUGGUUCAUAAUAAUCCAAAUUAUCACUAGGAUACAAGUAACUUGCCUAUUUCUACGAGGCGUUGAACUCAAAAUAUUACUGCAGGCGUUACAUCGCCACUUGUAGUUUUUCAUUAUUUUCGUACGUUUGUGAGCUUUUAAGUGCUUAUCAUUCUGCACUGUUGGAUGGAGGAGACAUUUGAACAUCAUCGAACAAUGUUUGCAUGCCUGUAAGCGACGUUUAAAUUGUGUCUUAGUGUGAAGAAACGUCGCGUUUGGUUUUCAAGGCAUUCCGUCUUUUGGAGAGGAAGAUGUCGCUGUACAGAGGCAUCGGCGGAAACAAGUACAUGACCAAACGCAUACCGAAGAAUGCAAAGUAUCAGCACAUCAAAACAAAACUGGACACAGGGGUCAGCCUCACCAAGUAUUUGGAGCGCCUAGAGGACAUCAAAAAGAACUACAAGUUUAACCGAGGGGAAAUCUACAAACGCUUUAAAGUGACAACAUUUGCAGAACUGAUCCUUCAGGUGGCGUCCGUGUCGGACUUCGCCGAAUGUGUCAGUGGGGAUUCCAGUCACGGCCUGGAUGACGGUGACGGCGUGAUGGUGGCAAAGGCAGAGGCGGAGUCAAACGGCUCACCCGAGAGGUUGGGACCUUCAGGGCGUCAGGACGGGGCACAGGAGCAGGACUCCGGCCAGGGCAGGUCCACUCUGCUAAGCGUCAUCAACGGUGUGGGCGAGCUGAACAUGAACGGCGACAAAAGCAAGGCGCCGGACAACGCGGACCCCGAUAAGCCGUACCCGGACUGCCCCUACCUGCUGCUGGACAUGCGUGAUCGCGACAACUACGAUCAGUGCCACAUCGUCAGCGCCUACAGUUUCCCCAUGGCCAUGCUGUCACGCACCAUGAACCCUUACACCAAGGAAGUGCUGGAAUAUAAGAACACCGACGGCAAGAUCAUCAUCGUGUACGACGAGGACGAGCGCAUCGCCAGCCACGGCGCCACCAUGAUGUGCCAGCGAGGCUUCGAGAACCUCUUCCUGCUCAGCGGAGGUCUGAAGGCGGUGGCUCAGAAGUUCCCUGAGGGCAUGACCACGGGCACCCUGCCGCUGUCCUGCCAGCCUCCUCCCGCACCCUCCAAGUGGAAGAAGUGCCUUGCUUCGCCACCGCCGCCGCCCUCGCGCGUGGCCGACAAAAGAUGGCGCUUCACUGCCGACGAGCUCACCAGGAUCGAAGGCCAGCUGGAGAACAUCGCCGUCAACAGCAGUCGUACGUCCAGUCGCAUGUCCACCUGCAGCAGUCUGUCCAAAAUAUCCAGUGUUCACACUUCUCACACGUCAUCCACGUCCGGCAGGGACGGCCAUGUUCAGAGGCCCUGGAAGUAGCCCCGCCCCCUUUUCAAGUCUUUCCUGCUGCUGCGGAAUCAAUCAAUACUUGGAUCUGUGGAGGACUUUUUUAUUAAUAUUUAAUGUGCACGCAGGUCAUGUCCGGUUGGGACAAAACAUCCGUGUGUGUGUGUGUGUGUGUGUGUGUGUGUGUGUGUGUGUGUGUGUGUGUGUGUGUGUGUGUGUGUGUGUGUGUGUGUGUGUGUGUGUGUGUGUGUGUACACUGGACAACUGAAUGUUCAUAAGACAAAAGAUGCAUUUUUAAUGCUGUAUUUUUGUAAACUGCUUAAUGUAUCACAACUGUCUUAAUGAUUUGAUUCAAUGAUGAGGCUGAUUUUUACUGAUUGUGUGUGUGUGUGUGUGCGUGUGUGUGUGUGUGUGUGUGUGUGUACUGAACAACUGAAUGUUCAUAAGACAAAAGAUGCAUUUUUAACACUGUAUUUUUGUAAAGUGCAUCAUGAAUCACAACUGUCUUAAUUUGAUUCAGUGAUGAGGCUGAUUUUUACUAAUUGUUUUCUUUUGUGUGUGUGUGUGUGUGUGUGUGUGUGUGUGUCUUGCUGCCUUCCUUGUUGUGUUGUUGGUUUCAAUCGUGGAAGAUCACCGAUUUUCCUGUCAUUUUCAAGUGUGUUGGUCUUUAGAUUGAAAUAAAAUGAUAGAAUUAUGGAAA